Ceratotherium simum simum (southern white rhinoceros) is the source of this 2533-nucleotide messenger RNA. RefSeq names its product zinc finger CCCH-type containing 12A (gene ZC3H12A). Gene Ontology annotation, cellular component: cytoplasmic ribonucleoprotein granule; nucleus. Gene Ontology annotation, molecular function: mRNA binding; RNA endonuclease activity. The record is from RefSeq and is a predicted model, not a curated record. Gene Ontology annotation, biological process: 3'-UTR-mediated mRNA destabilization. NCBI's taxonomy places the organism in Eukaryota, Metazoa, Chordata, Mammalia, Perissodactyla, Rhinocerotidae.
CCGCGUCAUGGUCCCUACCACCACCUGCCCGCCCACCCGGCCCGUAUAAAGACGCCGUCGGCCUUGCCCCCGGGACUCGGCCCCAUGGAGACACCGCCGGCCGUGGCUGGCACACGGCGAGGAGCUGUGACAGGUGCAUUCCGUGAGUCUGAGCUGUGAGUGGCCAGUUGAGAGAGGCCCAUCCCAGAAGCCAGCCCAGCCAUGAGUCUGUGGGAACUUGAAGACAGCCACAGCUGCCAUGGUACCCCCAGGCCAGCCCAGGAGCCCACCGCUGAGGAGGCCUCAGCUGCGGAGCUGCAGAUGAAGGUGGACUUCUUCCGGAAGCUGGGCUACUCAUCCACUCAGAUCCACAGUGUCCUGCAGAAGCUGGGGGUCCAGGCGGACACCAACACAGUGCUGGGCGAGCUGGUGAAACAUGGGUCAGCAGCCGAGCGCGAGCGCCAGGCCUCAUCGGACCCCUGCCCUCAGCUCCCUCUGGUCCCCCGGGGUGGGGGCACCCCCAAGGCUCCCACCCUGGAGCCCUCAUCCCCAGAGGAGGACAAGGAGGGCAGUGACCUGCGGCCCGUGGUCAUCGAUGGGAGCAAUGUGGCCAUGAGCCAUGGGAACAAGGAGGUCUUCUCCUGCCGGGGCAUCCUGCUGGCGGUGAACUGGUUUCUGGAGCGGGGCCACACAGAUAUCACUGUAUUUGUACCGUCCUGGAGAAAGGAGCAGCCUCGACCCGAUGUGCCCAUCACAGACCAGCACAUCCUGCGGGAGCUGGAGAAGAAGAAGAUCCUGGUGUUCACCCCGUCGCGGCGCGUGGGCGGCAAGCGGGUCGUGUGCUACGACGACCGCUUCAUCGUGAAGCUGGCCUGCGAGUCCGACGGGGUCGUGGUCUCCAACGACACGUACCGGGACCUGCAGGGCGAGCGGCAGGAAUGGAAGCGCUUCAUCGAGGAGCGGCUGCUCAUGUACUCUUUCGUCAACGACAAGUUCAUGCCCCCUGAUGACCCCUUGGGCCGUCACGGGCCAAGCCUGGACAACUUCCUGCGGAAGAAGCCACUCACGGCCGAGCACAGGAAGCAGCCAUGUCCCUAUGGGAGGAAGUGCACCUAUGGGAUCAAGUGCCGAUUCUUCCACCCCGAGCGGCCGAGCCGCCCGCAGCGCUCCGUGGCUGACGAGCUCCGUGCCAAUGCCCUGCAGUCACCCCCUAGGGCCCCGGGCAAGGACAGAAGUGGCCAGCGGCCUUCACCUUCAUCUCAUCCUGGAUCUCUGCCAACAGAGCAGGAGCAGUGCAGCCUGGAUGGGAAGAAGCUGGGAGCCCAGGCAUCCCCAGGGCCCCCCCGAGAGGGUCUGACACAGACCUUUGCCCCGACGGGCAGGAGCCUCCCACUCAGCGGGGGCAGUGGCGGCAGCUUCGGGCCCACAGACUGGUUCCCGCAGACCCUGGAUUCUCUGCCCUACACCUCCCAGGAUUGCCUGGACUCGGGCAUUGGCUCCCUGGAGAGCCAGAUGUCAGAACUGUGGGGGGUUCGAGGAGGAGGCCCUACUGAGCCAGGCCCACCUCGGGGCCCUUAUGCUGGCUACAACCCAUACGGGGCUGAGCUCCCAGCCACUCCAGCCUUCUCUGCCUUUGGCCGGGCUAUGGGUGCCGGCCACUUCAGUGUCCCUGCCGACUAUGGCCCCCCGCCAGCUGCCUUCCCACCUCGAGAGUACUGGUCUGAGCCCUACCAGCUGCCCCCUCCCACCCCAGUCCUGCAGGAGUCCCAGGUGUCCAGCCCAGGGGCUGACAGGAGCCCAUGGGGCGGGGCAGGUGGCCUGGGCAAGGAGCGAGCCAGUGUGUACACCAAGCUGUGUGGCGUCUUCCCCCCACACCUGGUGGAGGCCGUGAUGGGGCGCUUCCCGCAGCUCCUGGACCCCCAGCAGCUGGCGGCCGAGAUCCUCUCUUACAAGUCUGUGCACCUCAGUGAGUAAGUGGCCCUGGUGGCCCUCCUGGGUAGUACCUCCAGCCUCCGAGGGCCGUCAGGCUGGGCAGCCCGUUCCCAGCCCUGAGGCCCACCCUGGAGGCUGCACAGAGGAAGGAUUAAAGUAGGGAAGGGAACCCACAAACCAAAGAUACUGUAGGAUUGGUCCUGGCCCGCGUGGCGCCUCUCGCCGUGCGCCCGUGCAGGUCAGGAACGAUCGCCCUGUUGAUACACAUUGUAUCUCUGUAGUUUAAGGAGACGCUGCCAGUACCGGCCGUCGGUCCAUGGCUGAAGCCCAAACCCUCCUUUCUCUCAGAGGGCGGGGAGGGAGGCAGGGGGAACAGAGGCCUGGGCUGGGGACCCUGUGCACGGCCCCCCACCUCCGCCCCGUCCCUGGGAUGCCGGCUUUGGCUGGCUAGUUGGGCACCGUGUGCCUGCCCUCCAAGGGCCCCUCCUCUAAGCCAAUGAGGCCUCGGCCGUGCUCCCUCGGGGGCACGAGGCUUCAUGUCAGUAAGCAAGAUGCUUCUUAAUAACCCACCUUCUGUCCCACUCUGUUUGCCUAGCCCAUUGCCCCUGCAGGGGGUCAAGGG